Molecule: messenger RNA, 783 nt
Organism: Scaptodrosophila lebanonensis
Lineage: Eukaryota; Metazoa; Arthropoda; Insecta; Diptera; Drosophilidae
Product: cytochrome b5 domain-containing protein 1
Exons: 3
Coding region: 33-677 (214 amino acids)
Source: RefSeq, a predicted model, not a curated record
UUGAAUUACAAGUAUACACAAAUUUAUACAAAAUGCAGCAGCCCAAGAUAAUGCGCUUCUAUCUCAAAGAUGAGGUGGCGCUGCACAAUAAAAAGGACGAUAUGUGGGUAGCGAUACACGAGAACGUACUCGAUUUGACGCCUCUGAUAAGGGAUCGUUUGGAUCACUGGAAUCGCAAUAUGGACUAUCUUGUGGCGCAUGCGGGCAAAGAUCUGUCACAUUUCUUCCACGAAAAUGGCGAACCACGCACCGAAGUCUCCCCAGUGACCGGGCGUCCUCGAGUCCUAUUCCCACCUAUCUUGGAAGUGGCUGUCGGUGAAUUCGCCAAGACUAAGGACGCCAUGUGGAGUCAGGAUCCCUUCUAUCACAUCGGGCGCACUACACGGCGACCACGUCACAUUCGCAUUAUAAACACCCUGACAGCCAAGAUCCAAUACAUGACGGUCUGCAACGAGGAGUCCAUCUACGAUAUACAACAGAAGUACAAGACACGAUACAAUCACCAUGCAGGCAGCUAUGAAUGGCGCAAGUUCUCCAAUGGCGGCAAAGGCUGCGGCAUUCUCAAUUUGAAUGGCACACUGGACGAGAAUGGCUUGACCGAUGACGAGGACAGUGGUCUGGAGCUGCCUCCACCUUCCAUUUGGCUGUACUACACGGAUGAUAUCACAAUAGCUUGAAAUUAACGUGCCUUGCUGUUCAGUUUAUUUUGAGUUUUCAAAUUUGUUGUGUAUAUGAAUGAAUGGGCAUGGAAUAAAAGCAAUGUAGUAUGUUCAUAUAUUUUAA